AUGUUGCUGUACACCAAGGAGCUGGUCGCUCCGCGGCCAAAGUUCAGGCCGGGAUUACUUCGCUUUGAUCGUCCUCGCCUGCGAAACAAGUAUGGGACGAUGUUGCGCAGAUCCUUUGCCCAUUCAACGAUUCACGGCUUACAGAAUGCCUUUGAGGAGAAUCAUCUCUGGGAGCGAUUUUUCUGGCUCAUCAUUGUGCUGCUGGCCACUUUGGGUUUCCUAAUCACGUAUUCGAUAUUGGAGAACCGUCACAGGGAGCAGGUGUUGGUUAGUGUGGUGGCAACCACACAGUAUCCCGUUUACAGCAUUGAGUUCCCGGCAGUUGCCAUUUGUCCCUGGAACCAUGUCAACUGGUUGCGGGCUUCCACGGCGGCGGAGCGCUUUCUGUCCCCUAAGGCGGAUCGAUAUGUGCGUGAGACCUUCCGCCAGCUACUCAUUGGCAUGGAGCAGGUCACCUUUGGAAAAUUCCAAACGUUGGGAGCUCUAUCCAAGCGUAAUCUCUCAUCGCUGGUGAAUUUGAGCCUCACCAAGCUUGCCAGCUAUGUGGCCUAUCGCUGUGAUGAGUUGUUCGUUCCCGAUUCCUGCAUCUUUGAUGAGACAUCCUAUGAUUGCUGCCAACUCUUCGUCGCAGAGCACACUGAGAAAGGUCAGUGUUUGGUCUUCAACUCGAUGAUCUCGGAGGAGUCUCGCAAGAAGAGGCUAGUCAACGAGUUUUAUCCCUAUAAGAUAAGCAAAGCCGGCGAAGGCUCGGGAUUACAGUUUAUGCUGAGAUUGAACGAUUCCUUUUUGAGGAAGGGCACCAAGGUUCCCUUUUCCAUGAAUCUAAUGAUCAAGGGACCACGGCAAUGGUCGCAGCCCGUGAUCUAUCAUCUGUAUUCGAAUACUGAAAACUUCGUCUCCAUCGAUCCAUUGUUAAUAGAAACCUCCAAAACCACUAUCCAGAUGCAUCCCUUCAAGCGCCAUUGCUAUUUUGAUGAUGAACGUAAUCCCUACUAUCCGUAUGCGAAUUCCGAACUGCCCUACAGUCGUUACAACUGCAUCGCCUCAUGCCUGCAGAUGUCUGUUCUAGACCACUGCAAGUGUACAAUGCCUCUAUUCCUGCCACCCAUUGAGGGAACCCGCGAAUGUGGCGUCUUGGACAUCCAGUGUCUCUAUCGCCACAGGGACGUUUUUGGUUAUGUGAAAACAAGGAAACAAGAGAAGUACAUCAAUGAUACGCGUCGGGGUCAGUUGUGCAGGUGUCCAGAUAGUUGCAUCAUGCAGCGGUACAACAUGCUGUUGAACGUGCGCCAACUGGAUCAGACGAAUACAUCACAGUUCCAGAAACGCAUCAGGACGGAGGUUUACUAUGGACAGCGAGUAAUAACCAAGAUUGAGACGAAACUUCAAUACACUUUCACAGAUUGGCUAGCCGGAUUUGGUGGUAUUCUGGGUCUUUAUGUAGGCGCCUCGGCGUUGAGCUUUUUUGAGCUGGCCUAUGUGCUUGGCAAGCUACUGUGGAACCUACUUAAAGAUGGCUACGCAAAGAUAACUUUAAAACUCAACCGUAGCGAUAAUCAGGUCUAAA
This is a messenger RNA of Drosophila innubila, 1567 nucleotides long. RefSeq names its product pickpocket protein 19. Gene Ontology annotation, cellular component: membrane. Gene Ontology annotation, biological process: sodium ion transmembrane transport. The transcript is spliced from 5 exons. Gene Ontology annotation, molecular function: ligand-gated sodium channel activity. Bases 1 to 1566 code for a protein of 521 amino acids. NCBI's taxonomy places the organism in Eukaryota, Metazoa, Arthropoda, Insecta, Diptera, Drosophilidae. The record is from RefSeq and is a predicted model, not a curated record.